UUCACUGCUGUGAUUUACUGUACGAAAAUUUGCUUUAUGCAGCAAAUGUCGUACGAUAAUUAAGAAAACAAACCGAUACUGUGUGAAAUACUGUCCGUUUUGAAUGUAACUCUGUUUAAAAUGUAUAUAGUUUGAGUGAAAAAUGAACGAUAGCGCCGCAGAAUGCUCAGAAACGCUGGACCCCAGAGUUCAGAUUGAGCUAGAGCGCUUAAACACAGCAACAGAUGAGAUCAACAGGCUAGAAGUAGAACUAGAUGAAGCCCGGCUCGCGUUCCGGCGGCUGCUGGCGGAGGGACACCUGCGGAUACAGCAGCUUACCAAGAAACUUGGAACUAGUGUGCACAAAGCCCGGCCUUACUAUGAAGCCAGAUUCAGAGCUAAUAUUACUUCACAAGAACUGCAAGCGGCAACCAUCACCUACGACAAGGCGAACAGCGCCCACGCAGCGGCCCGAGAGAUGGUGUUCCUGGCCGAGCAGGGGCUCGCCCGCCUCGCUGAGGGGGCUGAGGGCGGGGUCACCCUCGACCCGGCGUGGCAGGAGAUGCUCAACCACGCCACACACCGCGUCAACCAGGCAGAAAUGGACCGCGCGCACGCGACGGUGACGCAGCGGACGAAGGCGGCCGCGCACCGCGCCGCCGCCGCGCUGGUACAACAGCUACAAGCGUCACUCAAACGACACAUCACCAAGUCGAGACCGUAUUUCGAAGAGAAGGCCCGCAUCAACACGGCGCUGGAGGCGCAGAAGGCGCGCAUACAGACCCUAGAGGAGCAGGUCUGCGAGGCCAAGCAGCAGUACUCCUCGGCCCUGAGGAACCUGGAGCGGAUAUCCGAUGAGAUACACAAGCACCGCUCCAGGCGGCAGUCCACGAGAAACGCGAUAGAAAUAGACCGAGCAUCAACAAUCACAGAUGUAGCCAGCGACACCUCCAACGGAGUCCUCGAAGACCUGUGUUCCCAGAGCACUGACGCAUCUGUGCGGGAGUGGCUGCGGCGGGCCGCGGCCGAGCGGCCCGGGCAGGACGACACCUGGACGGAGAUAGACCUGGACUACUCCAGCCCUGAGGAGGUAAGCUUCGAGAAAUGCUCGUUGCGGCCUCGCUCGUCCCCUGACCAACCGUCUCCGCCGAGCCCUGGCGAGUCCAAGGUGUCCGCUGCGUCACCCCGGCGCAUAAUACGAAGUUCCAUGGACCGCACAGCUCUGCUCCGAGCGGACCUGGAGAAAGCUGAGAGGGGCAGACGGCAGUCCCUGGACGCCAUACUGCACGACACUGGUGAAAAGGUUAAAGAGAUCAAGGAGAUGUUCCAAGGUCUGUCGCUGUUCGGCGAGCGCGGCUCCCACUCCGCCCCCCGCACGCCGCGCCGCACCUCCCCCUCGCGCGCGCGCUCCUCGCGCAGCUCGGCGGACGGGAACUCCGACACCGACAGCUUAGCCAGUGUGGACAUGCUAACAGACGAGCAAAUUGCGUCCCUAAUGCUGGACAAACAACUCCAAGAUGUCUGCGAACGGCUUGCCGGCGUCGCCACCCGGCAACCACGCUCGCCACAAUCUCCUGAGGCACGGUUUUGAACUCUACGUGUAUAGCAAUACGGUAUAAAAUACGACAAGCAACUCCAAGACGUCUGCGAUCGUCUCGCCGGCUUCGCCACCCGGCAACCACGCUCGCCACAAUCUCCUGAGGCAUGGUUUUGAACCCUACGUAUAAAAUGCUUAACGUUUGGGAUUGACUAGAAAAACUCAACUCUACUCAUAUAGUAAUAAGGUACAAAACGCAAUGGAAGUGGCUGGGCCCUCGCCUUUAUGACGCCUAUAGUUGUGCUCUCUAUCACACUUACCCGCCGUAGGUAGGUUUACAUUCAGACCAGUUCCAUUUCAUGUAUCAUUUGCCUUUUAAUUAACAUAUAGUGUGCAUCAUAACACUGGCGUAGCUAACAUGGGUGGCACCCGGUGCGGAAAUUGUGGGUGUCACCCCAAAAUUCAAUCAAAGUUGUAAAAUAUAAUUAAAAAGAGUAAUUGUAACAGGAUUUACCCCAUCGCUUUCAUUUUACGAAUUUUUAUAGGUGGCACUACUGAUGUUCACGGUCGGGUGUCACCCCUAAAUGGGUGACACCCGGGGGCGGACCGCCCCCUCCGCCCCCCCUCCCCCCUAGCUACGCCACUGCAUCUUAACCUCCUGGGACCCAGAAGCAAUUGUUUUGUUUUUGAAAUUGGAACUCUUAGCUACACAAUUAAAGUUCAGAAUAGAUUUUGGAAUAUGUACAAAAAAUUGUACGCAGGGACUUAGGAGGAUGAAUAAUAAUAGUUUUACGAAUGCCAUAAAGCUACAAUUUUGGCACAUAAUGACGCUUAAAUAUUAUUUACAAAUAUAGUUUUCAAUAGUGGACAUAUCAGUAUGGGUAAUGAAGUUUAUCUGAAGUAGGCAAGAACUUGCAUAGUCCAAAUAAUAUUUAAAAUGUAGAUACGUUUGGCCGGAUUUAGGGCAUACUGAAAAUUCAUGGAAAUGGCCACUUAGAAAAAAUAAGUCGUCUCAUAUAUCUUGUGAUAUAGAAUCCAGAAACCUUCAGUAUAAGACUCACUAACUCGACGAUCUAAAAAAAAUAUUCUUUAUUUUAUUUGCUAAUGUUUAUGGAAUUUAUACUUUCAAUGAAAAUCAAAUAAUAAAUUGAUUAUACAGUGUGGAAAAAUCAGUUGCCACAUGGAUGGCAACUACCUUAAAUAUUGUAAAUAGUUCAUUUAAUUCCUUGUUAUUAUUUGUAUUACGAAUUGAUUCUCAAAUUUAAUACUCAAAAGCAUUCUUAUUAGUAUUUUUUUUAAUACAAUGUGUUUUAAAACAAAAUGGCGGGAAUAUUAUGCACGCAUACACGCUUUUGUGUGAAAAAAUAUUAUACUUUUAGGACUAUUUAGUGUCGAAUGGUGAUAAAGUAAAUCUAGAUCUGCUUUAGGCUAAUAGAAAUCAAUUUAAAUGCAAUAACGUAAUAUAAGUGUGUUGUAACUAAUUAUGACGUAAUAUAAGUGGAAGCCUAACAUUCUUGCCUGUUCGUAGGUAACUUAUGAUAUGAAAUAAUAUUAAAAUAUAAACACAAUUAAUUAGGUACUAUUAUGCGAAUUUUUUUUUUCUAAGUUUGCGUUUUAUACGGCUCCUAUGCUGCCCCCUAUAGUUCAUUUCAAGCACGCUCCCUAAAGUUUAAAGUGAUGUUUGCCUAAUGCUUAAUAAUAUUGCUAGUAAUGUUUUAUUUACGAGAAAAGUAUUAUUAUUUACUAGCUGUUGCCCGCGACUUCGUCCGCGUGGAAUUUUAUCUUCAACAUUUUACAUCUUUAGUACCUAUCAUUUUCUAUAAUUUUCAUAUCCAAGCAAUGUUGAAAUUAAGUACUUUUCUUUUUUAGCAAGUUGUAUGAAGUUUUAAGUCAAGUGGAUUUUGAUGUUGGUUGCUGAAAUUACUUUUCUUGUAUUCUCAUAAUGCCCUUAUACAAAGAUUCAAGUUUCGCGCUCACAAAUUAUCUGAUCUCCAUACAAACUUUCAACCCCUUUCUCACCACCUUGGGGGAUGAUUUUCAAAAAUGCUUGAAUUAGUUUUCAUGUUUUUUUAAUUUAAUACCUUUUUUUUGCAAAAAGUUCAAGUUCCUAGCUUAAAAUUUAAUUUACACCCUAAGACGAACUUUCAUCCCCUUUUUAACCCCCUUAGGGGUUGAAUUUCCAAAAACGUUGCAAUUACUUUUUUUUGUAAUCGGCUAUUAUGUCUUUCUAAGUAGUUUCAAAGCAUUUGUAAUGGAUUCAAACUUUGAACCCCAUUUUAACCCUGUUAGGGGAUGAAUUUUACAAAUUGCUGAAAUCACUAUUAUUGUCUUCUAAUAAUAUCCCCAAAUACAAAGAUUCAAAUCCCGCGCUCGAAAAAAUGUUUGAUAUCCAUACAAACUUUCAACCCCUUUUUCACCACCUUAGGGGAUGUAAUUUCAAAAACGCUGAAAUUAGUUUUCUUGUAUUUUAAUUUAAAACGUUUUGACAAAGUUUCAAGUUCCAUGCUUAAAAUAAAAUUUGCACCCGCAGACGAACUUUCAUCCCCUUUUUAACCCCCUUAGGGGUUGAAAUUCCAAAAACGUUGCAAUUAAUUUUUUUUGUAAUCGGCUAUUAUGCCUUUCUAAGAAGUUUCAAAACCAUUUGUAAUGGAUUCAAACUUUCAACCCCAUCUUAACCCUGUUAGGGGAUAAAUUUUACAAAACGCUGAAAUUACUUUUCCUGUCUUCUAAUAAUAUUUCUAAAUACAAAGAUUCAAGUCCCACACUCGAAAAAUGUUUGAUAUCCAUACAGACUUUCAACCCCUUUUUCACCACCUUAGGGGAUGAAUUUUCAAAAACGCUGAAAUUAGUUUUCUUGUACUUUAAUAAUAUAUAUUUUAACGAAGUUUCAAAUUCCUAGCUUAAAAGAAAACUUUAACCCCAUACAAACUUUCAUCCCCUUUUUAACCCUGUUAAGGGAUGAAUUUUACAAAACGCUGAAAUUACUUUUAUUGUCUUCUAAUAAUAUCCCCAAAUACAAAGAUUCAUGUCCCGCGCUCGAAAAAAUGUUUGAUAUCCAUACAAACUUUCAAGUCCGUUUUCACCACCUUAGGGGAUGAAUUUUCAAAAACGCUGAAUGUAGUUUUCUUGUAUUCUAAUUUAAUACUUUUUUACAAAGUUUCAAAUUCCUAGCUUAAAAUAAAAUUUGCACCCGAAGACGAACUUUCAUCCCCUUUUUAACCCCCUUAGGGGUUGAAUUUCCAAAAACGUUGCAGUCACUUUUUUUUGUAAUCGGCUAUUAUACCUUUCUAAGAAGUUUCAAAGCAUUUGUAAUGGAUUAAAAUUUUCAACCCCUUUUUAACCCUGUUAGGGGAUGAAUUUUACAAAACGCUGAAAUUACUUUUCAUGUCUUCUAAUAAUAUUCCUAAAUACAAAGAUUCAAGUCCACCACUCGAAAAUUUUUUUGAUAUCCAUACAAACUUUCAACCCCUUUUUCACCACCUUAGGGGAUGAAUUUUCAAAAACACUGAAAUUAGUUUUCUUGUACUUUAAUAAUAUAUCUUUUUACGAAGUUUCUAAUUCCUAGCUUAAAAGAAAACUUUCACCCCAUACAAACUUUCAUCCCCUUUUUAACCCCCUUAGGGGUUGAAUUUCUCAAAAUCGCUUCUUAUCUCGUGUACACUUUAUAAAUGCAAUCUGGUGUGCAAAUUUCAACUUUCUGGCUUUUGUAGUUUCGGCUCUGCGUUGAUGAAUCAGUCAGUCAGUCAGUCAGUCAGGACACUUGCAUUUAUAUAUAUAGAUUAUUCUUUUAGAUUUAAAUAAGAUCUCUUAGACAUACUUGAGAGCUCAACAUUGUCACAAAUCUAUAUGUAUUUAUUUCGUUCAGUGCUAUUAUGUAACACACAUUAAAGAUAUGUACUUCGUAAAAUAAAUAAAAUAUAUACCUACAUAUUUUAAUUGCACAAUAUUAUAAUGUCAAUUUUACUUAGGUUGCCAAUUUGAAUUGUGUUUAUAAAAGUGAAAUAUCGUGAUAUGAACUUAUAGUUAUAGACCAGGAGCUAGUAUCUAAAAUGCUGAUUUUUAAUGGUGUGUAUUUUCUAUAUUACAUUUGGCUUCAAGAUUCUUCAAUGCUUGCACUGUCUUCAAUACAAAUAGAUAAUGAAUUAUGUAGCUAACUCUUGGUCUAUAAUGUUAAUGUGUGAUAAUUAUUAUACAUAGUACAAUUGGUGAGUAUACCUACUUUAUGUUGAGAUAAAAAAAUAGUAAAUUAUAGUUGAAAAUAUUUGGGACGAACGUAAUUUACAAAUAUUUAAAACAAAUUCAAUCCUAUUACAUCGGAAAUAAGGUGUAUAUUUGUUUGUAUAGUUUUGUAAAAAAUGCUUGUCUUUUGUAUUUUCGACUAUAAUGUCUAUAAAUUCUAUAAUAAAUGAACCAUUCCAUUUUUCUAUAGUUUAAGUAGGCAAUACUCCUGAAUAUGACAACUAGUUAUAUGAUAAAUAGUUUUAAAAAAUCUUAUUAUUUUAUUUUAUUUAACACUUUGAUUUAAUGAAAAAAACUGUGACAAAUAUGUGAUGUUCCACGGCAAAAGGUACCUUAUGGCGGCUGGCGCUUACGUCGCAUAGCGCCGCCAUAAUAUUAGAGCGGCGUUAAUAAUAGCGUAAGCGUCAACCUCCAUAAGGUACCUUUACCCGUGGGAUGUCACAUAUGUAUUUAUAAAACGCCAGUAUUUCUUAUCAUUAUUUUGUGAGAGUGAUAUGCAACUAUAUUAUAUUUAUAGGUGAAAUAAUUAGUUUUAAGUAGUUAAAAUAAUAUUGCAAUUAUAGCAUAAUAUGAAAAUGCUCCGUUGAAGGUAGAUUACAUUUUCAUUUAACAUUUCUUAAAAAUCCUCGAUUGUACUGUAAAAUCACACUCAAAUCAAUUCAUCCAUUCGUGUGCUAUAACAAUUUAUGAAUAGGAUUUAUUUUCUCAAAAAUUGUAGAUUUUCCCUCUUUAAUUAAUGAACAGAUUAAAUGCUUGAAAAAUAAUUCAAAUGAUAUAUGAGCCGAUUUUAAUAUAUCUGUUGAAUGUUUUUUUUAUGAAGUAGAGUUCCUCUGAGUUAUACUGUUAUUAAAUAUUGAUUUUUAUAGUACAGUCAGCCAAUAAAGGACUCUAUCAAUCAGAUGAUAGAGUACCGUACACCGGGUGCUCCAUUACGACACCUUGUGCUAUAAUAAACACAUAACGUAACUACGUCGAAAAUUUAAAGGGUCAUAUGUACUGUAAAACGUACGAUACAUGUACGAAUUUCGCAUUGUUACAUUACAUCCCAUUUCUUAACGAGUACAAUGUUUUGCAUAAUAUAGCAUCUAAGGCAUUUAUGGACAUUUUCUUAUUUAUUAUAUAAAAUCAUUCUUUAAAAAUCGGCUGCCAUAUUCGAGGAGACAACCCGCACUAAGGAUAGCUUUAAAGUGACAUUAUUUUGCCGUUGUGAUAUUAUACUGUACAAACGUUAGUUACUGUAGAUAUACCUACUAUAGGAUAUAUAUGUUAACUUAUGUACAUGUUGAAAUAACUUGCCUUCUGAAGAAUAAUACAAGUAUGUAGUUAAA
Messenger RNA from Cydia fagiglandana, 7083 nucleotides. RefSeq names its product SH3 domain-binding protein 5-like. The record is from RefSeq and is a predicted model, not a curated record. Gene Ontology annotation, molecular function: protein kinase inhibitor activity. Gene Ontology annotation, cellular component: cytoplasm. The transcript is spliced from 10 exons. Gene Ontology annotation, biological process: intracellular signal transduction; negative regulation of protein tyrosine kinase activity. The coding region runs from base 143 to 1570 and encodes 475 amino acids. NCBI's taxonomy places the organism in Eukaryota, Metazoa, Arthropoda, Insecta, Lepidoptera, Tortricidae.